AAGGUAUAAAAUAAAUAAAGCGGACUGAUUUCGUAAUGGGAUGCUUAUCUAUUAUUGCACCAAUAAAUUAAAGCAAUCUGCGCCGCGUAUGGUGAUCCCCGGUCCGAAUUAUAAUAGGGUUAGACGAAGUUUUGGCGCCAACAGCGACCGCGGCAUUCCUUAGGAAGCGGGAGCGCGGGAAUCAAUAAAGGAUUUCCUGGCGGCUUGCCCACGCAUGUGCGUCACGCCCGCAACCCUGAACCACGAGCAUCGCAUCCCUAACAGCCUUCACACCAGUCACCCGAUUACUACAUCCGACCGGAUCGAAUCAUUCAUCGAUCCAUGAUCUCUAUUCUACAUACAGGUCACACGAGUGUCCCUCUCGAUGGCAGACCAGUAACAGGGUCUUCGGCCACUGACCACGCAGGGUCCCAUGCAUGAUCAAAUAAAUCUCAAUAAUAAGUCUGCGUUAUUGGGCGUAUGAUUCGCGCGCAGCGUCACUGCGGCUGUGCGGGGCGGAGGGCGAGGCGCGGGGCUGGGCGGCGCGGCACUAGUCUUCCGCUAGACACUCUGUUGCCUCAGGGCUCCUCCGUCGAACGCUCACCGAUGACUCAGUCCCGACAUCGGUGUGAAGUGCGAUCGUUGUAGUGUUGUAUGUAGACAGUCAGUGGUUGUGUUUCCUUGACAUGUGGGGUGUGCGAUGGCUCUAGGAACCAUGACCAGGCGUCCGCUCCUGUUACUUGCCCUCCUCGCCGCCGCGCUCGCCAACCAGCUCGAGGAUAUUCCACACAAUGAAGUCAAGAAUUGGGCGCUAAAAUUCGGCGUCGACCUUUGGGAGUUCGGGCGGCACUUCACAAAAAUGAAUCAGAUACAAAACAAAUACCACGAAUACAAUGUGGAAGUCGUGAGAAAAGAUGGCCUGCUAUUGGUGAGAGAGCUGGCUGUUGAAGUUAAGAACCACAUGGACUUUAAGAUGAAUGCUGUUAUGCGCAUCAUGGAUUCCGCGGAAGCUGCGGCGCUAUCUGCGGGCAGCACGUCCGAUGGCUCUCCAGGCUCUUACUACGACGCUCGAUGGCUGAACGUUCAUGCUGAUGAUGGAACCCUCGCUGCACGAGCGAGAAGACUAUUACUCUCACCCAGCAGACACUUCGAUCAUAUUGCUGUGAACACUAGCUACAGCGCGGUCCUGAUGCCGCCUUAUAUAAACACGGAAGACCCCGAAGUUCAAAACCAAAUAGCUUGGUCGGAACAUUUAGACCCGCUCUUUGUUAACAACUACGAAAUCGAUCCUACACUAUCAUGGCAGUAUUACGCAUCCUCCAACGGCUUUAUGAGGCGUUACCCAGCGAUGUCGUGGCCACCAGAAGACGGUUACUCCCACCACGCAAGAGAUUUCUACGACUUCAGGUCAUCGAACUGGUUUGUUGAAGCCGCUACAUCACCGAAGGAUCUGGUGAUUCUUUUGGACGACUCGGACGACAUCAGUUCGUCUUAUCACCGCCUGGCCAAAGCGACUGUAUCCGCGCUGCUUGAUACACUCGGACCCAACGAUUUUGUUAACAUUUAUAGAUACAGUGACACUGUGUCGGAGUUGCAUCAAUGUUACUCGAAAAUAUUGGCCCAGGCGGUACCGGAAACAAUACGAGAGCUGAAAAGCGCUGUUUGGGGAUCGGAAGUGACGGGUGGCGCAGCAAAUCUGACCGGUGCUUUGACAACAGCAUUUGAGAUUCUCCAUCGGUACAAUCGAACUGGUCAAGGCUGUCAAUGUAACCAAGCUAUAGCCGUGGUUGGGGCGGGGGGUGGCACUGCUGGGGUAAAGACAGUUUUCCGUACUUGGAACUGGCCUCAUAUGCCCGUCCGUAUAUUCACGUACAGGGUCGGCGGCGACGCGGCCUCAGGUCACGAUAUGAAAGACAUGGCUUGCACCAACAAAGGAUUCCACGUGACUAUAAAUGAUCACAGCGAGGUGCGUCACAAGGUACUGCAUCUUGUAGAGGUGUUAGCAAGACCUAUGGUCAUGUAUCAAACUCUACACCCCGUACACUGGAGCCCCGUAUACGUUGGUGGAAGGAGUAGCAGCUUGGACGACGAUGGGAUGGGACAGUUGAUGACGUCAGUUACGGUCCCUAUAUUCGACAGGAGAAAUCACACGCAAAGGGAGGCUAAUUUGCUUGGGGUGGUGGGCACGGAUGUUCCUGUUGAUCAAAUAAAGAAGCUCGUGCCACCAUAUAAAUUGGGAGUGAACGGUUACUCUUUCAUGGUGGAUAACAACGGGCAUGUUCUGUAUCACCCGGAUUUGAGACCUUUGCACACCAACGAGGAGUACACCGAAACAUUGAGACCACUUUACUCGAGCGUCGACAUCACUGACGUAGAACUACUCGUGGAUUCCGAUGAGAAUUCCAGAGUUAAUUUAACUUCUCUGCUAUUGGACCUUCGCCACGAUAUGAUCGAGCAACGUGAGGGAGAAACCGAAAUGGGUGUGAAGGUAGCUUACGAGGGUAUGAGACGCGUCGGUACGAGGCGUCAAAGAUAUUUCUACGGCCCCGUUGAAGGAACACCGUACUCCCUGGCCGCUGUCCUACCUGAUGGAUACGGCAUGUAUGAACUGCAGGCUGAGCAGGAAAUUAAACACAGUCCCAUAAACGUCACGGAAUACUUUAAGGGAGACAACUGGAAGAUCCAUCCAGAUUGGGUAUACUGUGAGUAUGCGUCCACAUCCGACCAGACUUUCUCGAGCCCCGAGGAGCAACUACUUCAUUUCCUGAGUAGGUCAGGCCGUCCUGGCUGGAAGUGGAUGUCUCUGCGGCCUCGCGCUCUCACUCUUCAUAACGCACACAAGAAGCAGGACAGAGACUCUUACUAUUGUGAUAAAACGCUAGUUCAGUCUCUAGUCCGAGAUGCAAUGGUAAUUAAAGAAUUGGACGCUCACAUUGGACACGCCAGCCAUCACACACAGCAAGGCCGAUUUCACAAAUUCGUCGUGACGUUGUCCUUCAUCGCUACCAGAAGCGGUUUAUUGAAAUGGACUGAAAAUGUCAACACGUCAAGAACAGCUGACUCUUCCGAACCACACUUCAGCGAGAAAUAUGCUCGCGCUUUCGACUCCGAAUGGUACCGGCGUGCGGUGGAACAUCAUUCCAUUGAACCGGAGAGUUUUGUUUUCUCUGUGCCCUUCCGCGACGGCUCCGAGCCGGAGGACUUCAGCGGCAAACCAACGUUAGUGCUAGCGACACAUGCCGUCUUCGUUGAAUCGAGGGGACAUCGCGCACCGGCCGCAGUAGUCGGAUUACAUUUCCAACUAGAUUCUCUCGCUAGGCAUUUCUUGAACGUUACGUCGACGUGCACGGCGGGCAGUGUCUGCAAGAAAACCUGCGCUGGUGAUGAAUUGGAUUGUUACAUACUUGACGACAAUGGAUUUAUCAUUUUGUCUGAAGAUGUUUCACAAACUGGACGUUUCUUUGGGCAAGUUGAUGGGACUAUAAUGGAUUCGCUGGUUCAGGACAGAAUUUACAAGAAAGUCACCGUCCAUGACCAUCAGGGCAGGUGUCCAGAUUCAAGAAGCCCUUUCAGUGGAGCAUCCAACAAAUUGACACCGAUGAAACCUCUCGCCUGGCUUGGAAGUUACUUCACAAGUUUACUUACUAUAUGGUAUCCUCUGCUCGAAACAAUACAUGCACGAGCGCACCCUCAUGCCCAAGAAGAAUUGGAUUAUGAAGAUUACGAGAAUGAGGAUAUGGAACACGAGGAAGACGUGGACCGUGAUCGUGGUACAUACGAGAUUAUCAUAGACGGGCUCGGAGGCUCCGAGAAGCACGAGCCUCCUCUCAACCCCGGGCCGCCACGGGAGCCACCUCGCGAGGCCGCACGCUCCGCCGCCGUCCGACCCUGCGACACCAGCGCUGAACUCUUCACAUUACAAUCCACCAGAUUAAACGCCGCCCAACCGCUUAAAGGAAAACUCACCAAUUGCCACAACUCAGGAUGCGAGAGGCCGUUUAGCGUACAGAAGAUACCACACAGCAACCUCAUACUGUUGGUAGUGGACACGUUGUGCCCCUGCGGCGCUAAGAGGUUAGACGUGCGGGCGAGGGAGGCGGGGCCGAGGGCCGCGUGUCGGAGACCACCGCGAGCACUACCCCGACGACGACCACGAGCCUGUGUCUCAUAUCACCCCGAGGAAAUCGAGAUCCAAUCUUGCGGUCGCGGUGGCCGGACGGAGCCUACAAUAUUUGUGUUCUCUGUGAUCGUCCUACGAAUUUUAUUAAAAUUCGCAACGUGACUGUCCAAAUAUUAUUGACAAAAAAAAAUUCAAAAUUACUUGAUUACAAUUUCCCGACAGUUUGAAGCUUUCGAAGCCAUAUCAAAUUUUACGUCACACAAAAUAAUUUCAACUCCAAUAGCCGUUUGAUAUUUUUUUAAUAAGGAGGUUUCACGGAUCACCAUGCGUGUGUUCGAGAGUGUGUUGAUGAACGCUGAACUUUGUGCAUUUUGUGCUGAUAGGCUGGAACUCGCGUUGUUGUGGGACAUUCUCUAUGACGUCGUAUGUCAUAGUGGCAAAGUCACUGGUAUGUUAGGGAAUGUCCCAUUUGUCAGGCCUCACUAUGGCCUGUUUUGUAUGCGAGUUGUUUAAAGUUUUGAUCAAUUUACCGACUGAAGUUUUGGUCCGACCAAGUGAACUUUUGAUCUUGUUUUGAGACAGGAUUAUCGAUUCGAACUAGGAUAAGAUAACGUUUAAAAAUAUUUUCUCCUCCUUGUUAAGUUGGUCGAUAUUCUAACUAUGCGGUCGCGUAUUGUAAUAGGUAGGUAACUAAUCUUGUUAAAUUAAAUUGAAGAUUAUCACAAACUUGGAGAUCUUAUAAAUUAUAGCUAAUGUUAAUAGAUAUUUAAAAAUAAUAAAUGUAAAUUAUUAUUAUCGUUUAAAAACUGUUUUAGAAAAAUUUACCUAUGUUGAUCCUAACACGUUUUAUUUCUCAGUAUCUUAUCAACUAACGGUUGCAAACUUGACUAGUCGCAUAGAUUAAUCUUUUUAUUAUUGUAAAUAAGAGAGGUUUCGAUUGUAGACAAUUUCGUUGCUAAGUUACGUGUGCCUGUGUAUAAUUAUUAUUACUAUUAGAAGUAAAGAAACGAGUCGACGAGUAAGCAUCGUAGUGCUCUGUGACAGAAGUCCUAUUACUAGCGGCGAUAAAUAGUAUUAAAACACCGAUCGAAUCGGGCGUUGAAAAUAAUUAAGUCUAUAUUUUUAGAAAUGCCUAAUAAUUAUUGAAAAAAAAGUAUGGCGAUAAUUUGGAAACGUCAGAUUUACGUCAAGUUUACGUCAGAUCAUAUAAAUAAACUUUCGCCAUCAUUUAUAUAAAUAAUGAUUAUUUAGAUUAUAGGUAUAUAAAUAUAUUUUAAAAUAAACAGGGUUGCAUUAACCUGUCGAUGUCUGUUUCACGUUUCUUGUAUAUAAAACAUCAACGCUCUUAUCGUCUUACGAUGUAAUCUCGGCCGACUCCAAUUAUGAUAUAGUUGUUAGAAUUUUUCUCCCUACAUUUUAAAUCAUAUAUAUACAUGAGAUAAUGUUGAUGUCAUUCCUAGUGUAAAUAAUUAACAAAGGCCUACAUUACGAUUGUCGCUAUUUAUAGUUCGAAUUCGACUUCCUCUGUCCUUUAUCGGAUCGUGUUUACUUUUAUUUUUUAAACAUGUGUAUCUUAAAUACUCUGAGAUCACAAUUAUAUUAUACGAAUAUAUACACAUACAUAAAAACUUAUAGAACAUUUAAAAUAAGGAAAUAUCAAUUACAUAAAAAUUUAUUAAUCUGUUUGUACCUACGUAUCAUAAAUGUUAACUAGAAAUUAUUAUCAGAUUCAUAAAAACAUAUCUAAAGUUAAUAUGUUAGACGACGUAUAUGAUUAAAUGAAAGCUUGCUGUUGUCCCAUUAUAAUCAUGGAUACUGAAACAAUAAACGAAAUAGUACAAAAUAUACACACAUUGAAGUAAAUGUCUCGCAUUUUGUGCCAAACUGCAACCAAGUUCUAAAUAAAGUAAUAAAAAGGACCAGGUUGAAAUAACUAUGACGGACAAUAGCAUGCUGUAUAUAGCCUUAUAAUAAAUAAAAAGAAGAAUGGAUCACAGACAAUAGUUCAAUUUUAAGAUAAUAAUCAUAUCAAUUUACAAAAUGGCCGGUCCUAUUUUAAAUUUUGUUUUAUUACGAAACCUGUCAAUUGUCACUCAAUUAAAAUGAAGUAUUUAUUAAAAUUGGCGCCACUGUGAUCGAUGCUUCUUGACUGUUGCGGUUCAAACGAUCAUAAUCAUUAUCAUAACUGGCGUAAAAAAUUGUGAGGACGCUUUUGAGAUAUUGUACAUUUUGUAUAAAUAUACAGUAAGGAGUCGAUGUAAUGGAAUAAUCGUUACAACAGGUGUGUGGCGAACGACUGGUAAGUAUUGAAAGUGCUUCUUGUAAGCGUCGAGUCUUCCAUAGCAGUCGAACGCAGAGCGAAUGUUUACUGUAACUAAGUAUUAAACGAUAAUAAUAGAGUAUACUUAUCAUAGCAUAGGCUCUCGGAGUGCACUUGCGUGAAUGUCGCAGGUUUACUUCAUAUAACUAUAGACACAAAACAAAUACCUCGUUUAGUUACGCAAACGUAAUAGCUAGACAGAUUUUGUGUUGAUUUCGCGUUUAGUUAUUUGACAUAUCAAUUCAGGCACCAAUGAGACUAUAGUGUAAGCAAUUUUUUGAAUAUUUUCAAUUGUGAUCUAAUAUUAUUCAGUGUUCUGAGGAGACCUCGAUUUCAUAUUCAAAACUUUUUCUUCAAUGACGUCUCGUUGUCUAUAUACGGCUAUCUAUGUAUUCCAAAGUAUAUCACGUUAAAUUCUAAAAUAACUUAUAAUUGGACAUUAAAAUGUUGAAAUGCUGGGGUCUCCCCAAAUCGUUUUAAGGUAUGUGAAAUAAGUUUAUGUAAGGAACGGUGAUUUCUAAAAUUAUGACAUUUUCAAUUAUCUGCGUACUUACACUUUUAUACAAACGUAAGGAGUAUUUAUUUAAUAUUGUUCCAGGUCACUUAUCAUCCCCUUGUUAACGCUUUUUAGGAGUUAGGUAUUCAAAAUUUUAUGAAAGUAAUGUGGAGAGCAAAUUUUGAUGUCGCUGUUUUCGAAUUAUCUUUUCUCAUAUUAGUUAAUUAUAAUAUAGUUGUGUACUUGGGCACGGCCGACUGUGAACAGUGAACAUGGUUCCCUAGUGUAAUGAUGUUUCUUUUGUUACUCGCCAGUUCAUGCUAUAGAUAAACGGUAAUUAAAACAAUAAAGUUCUCUUAUAACAUUGUGAAAUUA
Molecule: messenger RNA, 7290 nt
Organism: Danaus plexippus (monarch butterfly)
Lineage: Eukaryota; Metazoa; Arthropoda; Insecta; Lepidoptera; Nymphalidae
Gene: stol
Product: voltage-dependent calcium channel subunit alpha-2/delta-3
Exons: 24
Coding region: 680-4261 (1193 amino acids)
Cellular component (GO): voltage-gated calcium channel complex
Molecular function (GO): voltage-gated calcium channel activity
Source: RefSeq, a predicted model, not a curated record